AGGGUGUAUGUAAGUGUGUGUGUGUUUGUGUGCAAGAGCUCGCGGAGCACAUUGCUGUUGCAGGAGCUUCGGCGAGACGGUCGCACUACCGAUGCGCUCUUAGAUACGGAACUUCUUAUGGAUACGCCAAAGUAGCGCGUGGACGCCUGUCACUCACCGAGCGGAUUUAUCACUCCCGAGGAAAAGAUACCUUCCGAUGUGCUCCACCCCCAGCGGGCGUCGCGUGUGAUUGGCCGACUUCACAGCCUUGGGAAUCAAUUGAUCCAUUUUUAAUGAGCCGAACUGAGCAAGAGGGCAGCGAAUUUCUUCUGGCCGCCUUGAGGGGAUGGGUUUGGUGAUGGGAUGGCAGUGAGCAUGGCCCUUUGGGCAGGCAUAUGGGCCAUUCUCCUACAACUGGCCCUCUUGCUAUUCUUUACUGUGCCUCCAGGGCACUGCCAAGGCGAAAGGUUCCGCCUGCAGUUUACUCAACCACUGUACCAUGCGUCAGUCUAUGAGAACUCAGCCGCCCGCACCUAUGCCUCCAGCCAGGUGCGCAUGGGCAUCCCGCUCCAACAUCACUCCUGGGAGGUGAGGUACCGCAUCACCUCUGGGGACGAGGAAGGAUUCUUCAAGGCUGAGGAAUACACUCUGGGUGACUUCUGCUUCCUGCGGAUACGAACUAAAGGGGGGAAUGCUGCCAUCUUGAAUCGUGAGGUUCAGGACAACUACGUGUUAACAGUGAAAGCUUCCCUAAAGGGUGAUACACUCGAGGCCUGGACUAAAGUUAGUGUGCAGGUAUUGGAUAUGAAUGACCUUCGUCCUCUUUUCUCCCCGACUACGUAUUCGGUUACCAUUGCAGAAAGCACACCCCUGCGUACCAGCAUAGCUCAGGUCACUGCCACGGAUGCUGAUAUAGGAUCAAAUGGAGAGUUCUAUUACUUUUUCAAGGAGCGAAUGGAGCUGUUCGCUGUGCACCCAACUAGUGGAGUUGUUUCUCUAAGUGGAAAGCUGGACGUGGACAUUCAAAGCCGAUACGAUCUUGAGAUCCAGGCUGUGGAUCGGGGGAUGAAACUAUAUGGGAAUAAUGGUGUAAGCAGUACAGCAAAACUUUUUGUUCAUGUAGAACGGAUUAACGAGCAUGUACCCACUUUAAGUAUUGUUACAUUGGCUCCGGUAUGGACUGAAAAGUCCCCCAUCAUAGCUGUGGUCACCGUAGAAGAUCUGGAUGAAGGGAAGAAUGGAGAGAUUGAGACAGUGAGCAUUGUGGCUGGGGAUCUUCUUGAGCUAUUCAGCAUUGAAAGGACAGAUGUGCCAAGUCAAGAAAUGGUGGAUGAGGAAGACAGUAUGAAAGGAUCUAACGAGUUUGUACUUCGUGCAAUGGAGCAGUUUGACUGGGACAGCUAUCCAUUUGGACUAAACCUCAGCUUGCAGGCUCGAGAUCGUGGAACACCUCAGAAGUUAUCUGCUGUGCAAAUAGUACACUUACGAUUAUCAAGACCACCCCCUGUAGAAGUCACUUUUCAGAAGGAUCAAUACGAGGUCCUCUUGAGUGAGGUUGCCCCUCCCGGAACUAUUGUGGAGGCUGUAAAACUCCAGCCAGAGCCUGAUGACGCUGAGUACAUCCUGACCCCAUCUGCUGAUUCAGGGUUUUUCAGUAUCAACACUAUGACAGGCGUGAUUAGCACAGCACGCUGGCUCACCCAACUCAAGCAGGAAGUAUUUGAGUUAGAGGUCUUAGAAGUCGACAGUGAUCUUAGGGUCAAGGUUAAAGUCAUUCUUGAAGAUGCUAAUGAUAAUGCACCAUCAUUUGCCCAACAAUCUUAUGAAGUAUUUGUCAAUGAAAGUGUAGCUGUAGGCACUACUGUUGUUGUGGUGACUGCUUCGGAUGAUGACCAUGGGGAAAAUGGGUACAUCACAUACAGUAUGGCUAGCUUGACACCAUUACCAUUCAGCGUGCAGCAGUUCACCGGAGCAGUAACCACAACACAGGAGCUAGACUUUGAAUCAUCUCUUGAGAGUUUUAGUUUUGUGGUUCGUGCUUCUGACUGGGGUUCUCCAUAUAGGCGUGAGAGUGAAGUCAACAUCACUGUGCAUCUUGAAAAUGUUAAUGAUAACAAACCCCUCUUUGAGAAAGUAGCUUGCGUUGGUGUUGUCUCCCGAGAACUCCCAGUAGGUGAGGUAAUUGCCACAAUAUCUGCCAUAGAUAUUGAUGAGCUUGAGCUAGUCAAAUAUAAGAUCCUCUCUGGGAAUGAGCGAGGGUACUUUGAGUUAAAUCCUGACUCUGGCGUCAUGACAUUACGUCACUCCCUCAUCACCGCAGCACCCAAAAACUCAUUCAGUCUAAAAAUUACUGCCACCGAUGGAGAACACUUUUCAGAUCCUAUGUUUGUAAACAUAUCUGUAGUGCAAGGGAAGUCACCACCCAAGAGCUUUAGUUGUACCGAAACCAGAGUAGCCCAACGACUGGCAGAGAAACUUCUGAAGAAAGCCAAAGCUAGCAGUAAGCCCAAAAUGGACGAAGGCUUUAUUGACCUGUUCUCUGUGAACCGUCAAACUCCUCAAUUUGACAAAUCCUUCCCAACAGACAUCACUGUGCGUGAGGAUGUAGAAGUUGGUACAAGUGUGUUUCAGGUAAAAGCCCUUGAUGGAGACACUGGGUUUAAUGGACAGCUUUUACAUGCCAUUGCUGACGGCAACACAGAUAGUUGUUUUAGUAUUGGAAUUCUGAAUGGUGUAAUUAGCAUCUUCCUCCCUCUUGACCGUGAAAAAACUGACCGCUAUCUUUUAAACAUUACGCUGUAUGAUUUAGGCCAACCGCAAAGAUCCACCUGGCGGCUUCUUACAGUUUACAUAGCAGAUGCAAAUGACAACGCACCACAGUUUCUUCAGGAUGGUGGCUAUCAUGCUCGCAUUUCUGAAAACACUCCGAUUGGUACUGAAGUCAUUCAAGUAGAGGCUACUGACAAAGAUCAAGGUCUUAAUGGAGAGAUCCAGUAUUCUCUGCUAACCAGCACCUCCCAAUUUGGCAUUAACAGCUCCAGUGGGAUUGUGUAUGUUGCAGGUCAGCUGGACCGUGAGUUGGUUCCAUUGUUCAUAUUAAAAGUGGAAGCACGAGACAGAGCAGAACGAGCAGCCCAACGAUUUUCAAUUACAACUCUUAAAAUCACACUUGAGGAUGUUAACGAUUGUCCACCUGCUUUCAUCCCAAGUGUUGCCAACGCCCGUGCACUUGAAGACCUCCCAGUGGGCACUGUAAUCGCCUGGCUGGACACUCAAGACCCUGAUCUGGGACUUGGAGGGCAGGUCCGGUACUUACUUGAUAAUGACUAUGAUGGUCGUUUCGAGGUUGACAAGACAAGUGGUGCAAUUCGUCUUACCAAGGAGCUGGAUUACGAAACUCAACAGUUUUUCAACCUAACAGUGCGGGCAAAGGAUAAAGGUCGACCUGUGUCCCUCCUAUCAGUUAGCUUUGUUGAACUGGAGGUGGUGGAUGUCAACGAGAACCUGUAUGCACCAUAUUUCUCAAGUUUCGCCAUGAAUGGAUCAGUAAAGGAAAGUGUUCGGAUUGGAACUUCUGUACUCCAGGUCUCUGCAAGGGACGAUGACACGGGGAGAGAUGGUGAAGUGCAGUAUUCGAUACGUGAUGGCAGUGGUCUUGGAAGAUUUACCAUUGACGAAGAAACAGGUGUGAUCUACACCACAGAUCUGUUGGACAGGGAAACACAGGACUCCUAUUGGCUGACGGUGUACGCCACUGAUCUGGGCGUAGUUCCACAGUCAGCAGCGCUACAAGUCUAUAUACAGGUUGAGGAUGUGAAUGAUAACUCUCCCCUAACGUCUGAACCGAUGUAUCACGCCACAAUCCUGGAAAACUCCCCGAAGGAUCAGUCGGUGAUCCAGAUCCAGGCGCAGGACCCUGACGCUACGACUGCAGAGCCCCGUCUGUCUUUCCGCAUCUCCAGUGGGAACCCGCAGAACUUCUUCAGCAUCAACCCGCGCACCGGUCUGAUUACUACAACCUCUCGAAAGCUGGACCGCGAACAGCAGGCUGAGCACGUUCUGGAGGUGACCGUAUCAGACGGUGGUUCUUCUCCCAGACACACUACAGUAUGGGUGGUGAUUCAGGUGUUGGAUGUAAACGAUAACAAGCCCACGUUUCCAGAGAAGAUGUACCAGGUGCGUUUGCCGGAGCGCAGCAGAAAACAGCGCGGAGCUCCAAUAUACCGUGUGUUUGCGUAUGACCAGGACCAAGGAGCAAACGCAGAGCUUUCCUACAGCAUCAUCGACGGCAAUGAGGACGGCAAGUUCAUCAUCGACGCCAAAACCGGAGUGGUUUCAUCACCCAAAAAACAGUUCAGCGCUGGAACCUACGAUAUUCUCACCGUGAAGGCGGUGGACAACGGGCGUCCUCAGCGCUGGGCGACAGCACGUCUGCACAUUGAGUGGAUCCGCCGUCCUCCGCCAAACCCCAUUCCACUAGCUUUCGAUGAGCCGCUCUACAACUUUACCAUCAUGGAAACCGACAGAGUGGCGGACAUCGUAGGAGUGGUGUCUGCCCAGCAACAAGGCUCCGCUUCACUGUGGUUCGACAUCACAGGUCCACGCUCUUUCCGUGAGAUGUUCUAUAUACUCCAGACUGCUUGCGGCAGGAACUGUUCUACAGAAGGCGGAGAUGUGGACAGUAUGUUUGACGUUGAGAAAGGUGUGGGCACCAUCGUCAUCGCUAAGCCUCUGGACGCCGAGCAGAGAUCCUUUUACAACCUGACGCUGGAGGUUACAGACGGCACUAAUGUGGCAAACACUCAGGUUCACAUCACUGUCCUAGACAACAACGACAACCCUCCGGUUUUCUCCCAGCCCACCUAUGACAUCACGAUCACAGAGGACACACCCCCGGACACUGAGGUGGUUCAGGUGUUAGCAUCGGACAGAGACGAGCGCCACCGCCUGACCUUCAGCCUCCAAAGCAGCGUCGACCCCAGCAGCAUGAGGCUUUUCCGCAUCGACCCUAACAGUGGAGUCAUUUAUACAGCCCGCAGACUCGACCACGAGAGCCGCACGCAGCACAUCCUCACCAUCAUGGUUAAGGAUCAAGAGUUCCCAUACAGACGAAGCCUGGCUCGUGUCUUAAUUGGUGUUGAGGAUGUCAAUGAUCAUGCUCCUCUUUUCACCAUGGUAAUGUAUGAUGGACAGGUGUAUGAAUCUGCGGCACUGGGAUCAGCUGUCCUCACGGUCACUGCACUUGAUAAGGAUAAGGGCCAGAAUGCACAGAUCAGUUACAGCAUUGACUCAGGGAACACAGGAAACACUUUUCGGAUUGAUCCUGUUUUGGGCAUUAUCUCAUUGGCACGGGAACUGGACUUGUCCAGCAUAGGUCAUUACGUCUUGUCUGUGAAAGCAACGGAUAAUGGUUCUCCAGCACUAUCUUCAACGGCUGUCGUCCGAAUCGCAGUGACCUUAUCCAAUAAUGCCGGUCCCAAAUUUCCCCAAAAUGAAUAUCAGGCGGAGAUAUCAGAAAGUGUUGCCAUAGGAACUUCAGUCGUUACAGUGAAUGCUUUAAGUCUUUCCACCCUUACCUAUGACAUUCGCCAUGGCAAUGGUCAUCGCACUUUCCGCAUCAAUCAGUAUAGUGGAGUGAUCACUACACAGAAAUCACUGGACUUUGAGACCGUUUCGUCCUACGUUCUAAUAGUCACUGCAAGCAACAUGGCUGGACAGGCAUCAAAUGCUACAAUAACAGUUGUAGUUCUGGACCAAAAUGACAAUGCACCUGUGUUCCAACAGCUACACUACCGUGGAAGUAUCAGUGAGGGUGCUGGGCUUAACAGUGUUGUGCAGAGUGAUGAUGGACAACCACUGGUCAUAAGAGCAAGUGAUGCUGAUCGCAACCACAAUGCCCUGUUAGUAUACCAGAUCAUGGAAGAAUCUGCCAGACGCUUCUUUGCAGUAGAUGCUGGGACUGGAUCAAUAAGGACAAUUGCUCAGCUUGACCAUGAAACCACACCUACUUUUCGUUUCCAUGUUAAUGUCAGAGACAGUGGACAUCCGCAGCUUUCAGCUGAGCGACCUGCUGAGGUAACCAUUGAGGUGCAAGAUGUUAACGACUGCUCGCCAAAGUUUUCCCAGGAUUCUUAUGAAGCUGUUCUUUUGCUGCCAACCUAUGAAGGUGUAGAAGCCCUACAAGUUUUUGCUACUGAUCCUGAUGGUAAUGGCCAAUCAGAGCUCACCUACUCUCUGACAGAUGGCAGCCUAGAACAUUUCAGCAUUGAACCAAGCACUGGACUGUUGACUGUGAGAAACAGUACAUUUAGCAAAGAACGAUUCCGCUUUAAUGUCCGUGUUUCAGAUGGACGCUUUUCAAGCACUGCUUUGGUGACUGUCUUGGUUCAUGAGGCCCUGGACAGUGGGCUGGCUUUUACUCACAGUGCCUAUAAUGCAAACAUUGAGGAGAACAAUGGCAACAUAACAACAGUUGCUGUAGUGACAGCAUUAGGCAACAAGUUGAAUGAGCCCCUGCGUUAUACUUUGCUCAAUGCAGGUGGGAAAUUUCGCAUUAAGCCAACAUCAGGUGCCAUUGAAACUGUAGGAGUCCCAUUGGACAGGGAGGAAAAGGAAGAAUAUGGACUGUUGGUACAAGCGGGCCGGGAGGAAGAUCGUCUUCGGGUUGCAAGGGCACUGGUUCGAGUUCAAGUCACUGAUGUCAAUGACAAUGCUCCUGUUUUUGUUGGACUGCCAUACUAUGCUGCCGUGCAAGUGGAAGCAGAGCCGGGGACAGCAAUAUUUCGGGUGACAGCAGUAGACCGGGACAAAGGACUAAAUGGAGAGGUCAAUUACUUUCUUCAGGAUGAACUUGGACAUUUCGAGGUAGACCGUGUGAGUGGUGAGCUUCGCUUGCGAAGAGCUUUCGAGGCUGAUCUCUCCAGUGUAGAAUACCAGGUCCUUGUGUUUGCCCGGGACAUGGGAACACCUCCUCUGUCCUCUUCAGUCACCUUCCCUGUUACAGUGGUAAACAGAGCAAUGCCUGUAUUUGACAGGCCAUUCUACUCAGUUAAAGUGAGUGAGGACAUACCAGUUUGGACUCCAAUUUUGGGAAUAAAUGCCAGCAGCCCUGAAGGCCAGAGUGUCCUUUACACAAUAACACAUGGUGACCCUGGAACCCUCUUCUCUAUUGGAUUUGACACAGGGGUCAUUAGUGUAAUAGCUGGCCUCGACUAUGAGACCAGCCCUGCCCACAGACUCAUUGUUAGAGCAACUGACUGCCUCACAGGUGCUCGCGCAGAAGUAGAUGUUGAGGUUACUGUAUUGGAUGUUAAUGACAACCCUCCAGUGUUUGAGCAGCCCUCUUACAAAGCUGUAAUUUCAGAAUCUGCCAUGAUUGGUACUGCAGCUUUACAGGUCCUUGCAACGGACAGUGACUCUGAGAAAAAUGCAGCUGUCCGGUAUCAAAUCAUUCCAGACCGCACCAACAGCACUGACCACUUCCACAUUGACAGCAGCAGUGGCUUGAUUCUUACCGCUCGCUCCCUAGACCAUGAGACUAUCCAACGUUAUGUCUUUCUUGUCAAAGCAACAGACAAUGGAUUCCCCCCACUGAGCAGUGAAGUUUGGGUCACAGUUGAUGUCACAGACACCAAUGACAAUGCUCCAGUGUUUAACCAACUACUCUAUGAAGCCUCGAUCAAUGAGUUGGCACCCAAAGGGCACUUUGUUACAUGCAUCCAGGCUUCUGAUGCAGACCGCUCAGAUGCAGAGCGCUUGCAGUAUGGCCUAGUGUCUGGAAAUGAAAGAAUGCUGUUUGAAUUAGAUGCCGCCUCAGGUGUCCUCACACUGAGUGGCCAGCGGCGCAUGCAGCGCAUGCCUUCCGCCAUUACCCUGAAUGUAAGUGUUUCUGAUGGAGUGUUUACCAGUACAGCGCAAGUGCAUGUUCGAGUAGAGCGAGCUAAUCUGCAUUCCCCCCAGUUCACCCAGGGCAUGUAUGAGGCUGAUGUACGUGAGAACGCACCACCGGGAUCAAAAGUCAUUGCGAUCAGAGCACAAGAUGCAGAUCCUGGACCAUUUGGAGAUGUGAGAUAUGUGCUGCUCUCAGAUGCUGCUCGGGACCUGUUUACCAUUGAUAGCAGUGGGCAAAUCACAACUCUUGAAAGACUGGACCGGGAAGAGCGAAGUGAGAUGGUGCUGUCUGUUGCGGCCGUGGAUGCAGGUGGUCGAUCUGGAUACUGCAGUGUCAGGGUUACUGUUAUAGAUGAGAAUGACAAUGUUCCACUCUUUGGUGCCUCGGAGUACCAUGCAAGUGUGCGGUCUGAGGUUGAACCAGGGACCCUUGUGAUUCAAGUGCAAGCUUGGGAUUUAGAUCAGGAUGCCAAUGGACAAGUCAGCUACAGUCUGUAUAGUGAGGCCAGUUUGCAGGUCACUGAACUUCUGGAUAUUGACCCAGACAGUGGAUGGGUUGUCACCAAAGGCAACUUUGCCCCUUUGCGUGGCUCUGUACUGUCUUUUUUAGUUAAAGCCUCUGAUGGGGGUGCACCUAUCAGACAUUCCCUUGUCUCAGUAUACAUACAUGUUUUGUCCGCAGAUGCUCACAUUCCCUCCUUCAGCCAACCACAAUUCUCCUUUACAGUCCCAGAGGACAUGCCAAUAGGUUCCUUGCUGGGAGCUGUGCAUCUACACACCUCGACUAGCCACUCUUCGUUACCAGUAAGCUUUGCAGCAGUGAUUGGACAAACUCCAGAGAGUAACAGUGAGGGAGUGUUUUUGGUUGACAAAGAAAGCGGAAUGAUCAAACUAGACAAAGCACUAGACCGAGAGCUGACACAGAUCUAUCAUUUCAAAGUGGUUGCAAUGUUGCAGCAGGGGCGAUUGGAUGCUGUUUCAGCUGUGGAUGUGGAGGUAAAAGUGCAAGAUGUCAAUGACAACAAACCUGCUUUUGAGUCGGAUACUUAUGAAACAUCAGUCACAGAGGGUCUUUCACCUGGGACUAGGAUUCUACAAGUGCGAGCCUUGGAUCCUGAUUGGGCCGCUAAUGGACAAGUAACAUACAGUCUUGCACCCCCUGGGUUGCUUGGUGGCUCUGGCGGAGAGGACAUUGAAGAGCAUGGAGCUUACUUUACGAUUGACAGCAGCUCUGGUUGGAUAUCAACACUAAAAGGGCUUGACCAUGAACAGAACCCUGCCCACAGUCUUACAGUCUGGGCAUUUGACCUUGGAGAUCCCGCUAGCCAGUCAUCCUCAACAACUAUAACUAUAGCAGUGAGUGACUCCAAUGACAACAUACCUCAAUUUCUCCAACCCCGUUAUUAUGGUAGCGUGCGAGAGAGUGAUGCACCCGGUGAAGUGGUGGCAGUGCUGAACACACGGGACAAUGACAGCUCUCCUGGGAACCGACAAGUCACUUAUCAUAUCACAGGUGGUAACAGAGGCGGUGUGUUCGCUCUGGGCUUGGUUCAGGGCGAGUGGAAGCUGUAUGUGAAACGUCCGCUGGAUCGUGAGGAGCAGGAGCGAUACCUCAUCAAUGUGACCGCCACUGAUGGACUCUACGUUUCCACGGCUUCUGUUGAUGUGACGGUCAUGGACACUAAUGAUAACAGUCCUGUCUGUGAGCCGGCCUUGUAUUCAGUGUCCGUGUCUGAAGACGUUCCUCUGAAUAAGCAAAUCCUCAGAGUCAAAGCCACAGAUGCUGACACAGGCUCAAACGCACAAAUCCAGUUCUCCUUGUUCGGUUCUGGAGCAGAAGACUUCUUCAUUCAUCCACACACAGGCGAGCUGAAGACAGCUGUGGCACUGGACCGUGAAAAGGUGUCUCGAUACUCUCUGGUUGCUCGUGCGACGGAUGGUGGGGGUUUGUGGUGUGAAGCUGAGGUUGUGGUGGAUCUCCUGGACGUGAAUGACAGUCCGCCGAUGUUCAGCAUGCCUCAUUACACCACCAGCGUCUACGAGAACACCGCCACUAAAGCUCUGCUCACCCGCAUACAAGCCAUAGAUCCUGAUCUGGGUGUUAACCGUAAAGUGGUUUAUUCCCUGGUGGAUUCGGCCGAUGGAUUCUUCUCCAUCGAUAAAUCCUCUGGGAUUGUGGUUCUGGAGCGUUUGUUGGACCGUGAGAUUCAGUCUUCAUAUCAUAUAGUGGUCCGAGCAUCAGAUCAAGGUGUUCCUGUCCGGCUCUCGUCCCUUGCAAACAUCACCAUCACAGUUCUGGACAUUAAUGACAACCCGCCGGUGUUUGAGCGGAGAGACUAUCUGGCCACACUUCCAGAAGACGUUGCGGUCGGUACAGAAGUAGUCCAGGUGUAUGCCGCCAGUAAAGAUAUCGGCACCAAUGCUGAUAUUUACUACAAUAUCAGAUCAGGAAACCAACAGGGUCAUUUCACAAUUAACGUCAACACAGGUGCCAUCUCUGUAUCUCGAGCGCUGGACUUCGAGUCCUGCAAGGAUUAUUUCCUGACGGUGGAGGCCACGGAUGGGGGGACUCCUCCGCUUAGCGCUGUUACCAUGGUGAACAUCAACCUGACAGACGUCAAUGACAACGCCCCCAUAUUCAGCCGUGACGCCUACAGCGUGUCCAUUAGCGAGGAUGCAAACAUAGGAGACACUGUGGUCAAGGUGAUGGCGGAGGAUGUGGACAGCUACGUCAAUGGUGACAUCCUGUAUUCCAUCAUCAGCGGAGACCGAGAAAACCAGUUCUUCAUUGAGCCAAUCACAGGACAGAUCAAAGUCAACAAGCAGCUGGAUCGAGAAACGAUGGCUGGUUACUCAUUGUCUGUGAGAGCUCUGGACAGCGGGACUCCUGCCAUGUCCUCAACCGUUCUGGUCAACAUCGACAUCUCAGAUGUCAACGACAACCCACCCACAUUCACGCCGGCCAAUCACACUGCAGUUAUACAGGAGAACAAGCCUCUGGGAACGAGUGUUCUGCAGCUGUCCGUCAUUGAUAAGGAUGCCAGUCACAACGGCCCGCCUUUUCACUUCCACAUCCUAUCAGGAAACGAGGGGGCGUGGUUUAAACUUGACAGGGAGGGGCUGCUGACAUCCAAUCAGGUGUUUCGGAGGUCUGAAGGCACAGAAUACGUCAUUCAUGUACAGGCCAGUGAUAGUGGUCGUCCGCCGCUGUCUUCUGUGGCCUCAGUUUUAGUGCGUGUCAUUGAGGAAAGUGUUCAUAAACCAGCGGCGUCUCCUCUACACGUGCACAUCGUGACCAUGGAGGACGAGUUUCCGGGAGGAGUGAUCGGGCAGAUCCACGCCACAGACCAGGACGCCUUCGAUAUCCUCACCUAUGGACACACACACCAGCAGAGCAGCCUCUUCAAGGUGAGUCCUCGUGACGGUCGUAUCAUUGCUCUGAGUGGUCUGGACGCGGGCCGUUACACCCUAAAUGCCACAGUCACCGAUGGCCGUUUCACUGUGAGCGUUCCCGUGAGUGUGCACGUGGAGCAAGCCUCGGUGGAGAUGCUUCACGAUGCUGUCACUGUUCGAUUCGACCGCGUCUCUCCUCACGACUUCAUCUCCCGUCACCUGCCCUCCGUCCGACGCGUCCUGUCCAGCGUCAUGUCCACGUCCCGUCCAGACGCUCUGCACGUGCUCAGUGUGCAGCCGGUGGAGGCCACAGGACAGCUGGACCUGCUGGUGGCUGUGGAAAGUGCUGAAGGCGGAGGCUUUUAUAAGGCAGCUUUAGUGACCCAGAAGCUGAGCUCGGCCCGUCGGCAGCUGGAUCAGGUGCUGAGAGUGUCUGCGGUCCUGGAUAAAAACUGCUCAGGUCUGGACUGCAGAGAGGCGCAGUGUGAACAAACCAUCACGUUGGACUCACACAGUCUGCUCACUUACAGCUCCACCAAAACCAGCUUUGUGUCGCCCAAGUUUCACAGGAACACCAGAUGCGUCUGCAGCGACGGAAGCUGUUCUGCUGCGUCAGAGGUGUGUGCGGAUAUGAGGUGUCCUGGUGAUAUGCAGUGUGUGGGCACAGACAGCAGCAGAGGGCCAUAUGCAUGCCAGUGUCCACCAGGCAAACUGGGAGAGUGUGCAGGACACACCUCUCUGAGCUUCUCUGGGAACAGUUAUAUCAAGUACAGAGUGACGGAUGGAGAGAGAAGUGGAGAGAUGAAGUUAGCGCUGCGCAUCAGAACACUGCAGAGUAAAGGAAUCAUCAUGUACACACGAGCGGACCCCUGCAGUGUGCUGAAGAUUGAAGAGGGAAAGCUGUGGUUCCAAUUGGAUUGUGGGAACAGUCCCAGGAGCAUCGGGAUCUCUGGCCGGUUAGUAAAUGACGGGAACUGGCACCAUGUGGUCCUGGAGCUGCGAGGAAACUACAGCAGCCUCUCUUUAGACGAUAUGUAUGUGGAGCGGCGACUGACCACAGCCAAAUUCCGGCCUUUAGAAGCAGAUCUGUCCAUUUAUUUCGGAGCACAGGUGUUGCCUCCAGAUGCCCGGAGCUUGACGGAGAUGAAGGGUCCGAGAGUCACCAAUGGAUUCCAGGGAUGUCUAGACUCAGUGGUGCUCAAUGAUAACGAACUGCCGCUGCAGAACAAACGCAGUCCCUAUGCGGAAGUGGUGGGAUUGACAGAUCUCAAACUGGGAUGUGUUCUGUAUCCUGACGCAUGUGUCGCUCAGCCCUGCCUCAACGGCGCCACCUGCAUCAGCCUGCCAUCUGGAGGUUUCUCCUGCAGUUGCAGCGCUCUGCACACCGGAGGGCGCUGCGAGACCGAGAUCAGCGUUUGUAUGCCGAACCCGUGCCAAAACGGCGGAGUCUGUAAACCCAUAGGAAACGCCUUCAUCUGCAGCUGCAAGAGAGGAUACACCGGUGCAACGUGUGAGGAGGACGUGAACGAGUGUGAGCGUGAGCUGUGUGAGAACGGCGGCAUCUGCAUCAACACUUUCGGCUCUUUCUAUUGCAACUGCACUCCUGGUUUCGUGGGCAGCGCUUGUUCCGUCCGUCCGGUGCUCGUCCCUGAUAUGCAGGCCGGACAUGCUUACGUUGGAAAAGAGGAGCUUAUCGGCAUUGCAGUUGUGCUCUUCCUCAUCCUCACGCUCAUCCUCCUCUUCAUCGCCUUCAGGAAGAAAGUAUUCCAGAAGAGUUACUCCAGGAAUAACCUUUCCUUAGUUCAGGAUCCUGCGACUGCGGCAUUGCUGCACAAAGCCAACGGUGGCCACUACCCUCCGCUACGCUGCGCAAUUGGAGAACCAAUCAGCUUAUAUACUGAAGGAGGUAUAACCGGGCCGCCUCAGGUUCCGGUCCGGCCCAUGGCGUACACUCCGUGUUUUCCAGGAGAUGCUCGGGGAACGCUUGAGAAGCGGGACGGACGAGGCUCGGAGCUCACAGAAAUGAGCACAUUUCAUCCUUCAGAGUCGCCGAGGAUUCUGGGCGGGACCAACCGCAGGGGUGUGGUCGUGUGCAGCGUGGCGCCCAAUUUACCACCGGUUUCACCGUGCCGGUCGGACUGUGAUUCGCUGCGGAAGAGUCCUUGGGAGGAGGACGGUAAAGUUGAUUUGCUGGAAGAGGUCACAUGUUUCUCUGGCAGUAACAAGGGCAGCAAUUCAGAGGUCCAGUCGCUGAGCUCCUUUCAGUCGGACUCGUGUGACGAUAACGCUUCCAUAGUGACGGUAAUUCGGCUGGUCAAUGAUGCAGUCGACACGAUUGAGAAUGAAGUGUCCGUUAUGGAUCAAGGUCAAAACUUCAACAGAGCGUACCAUUGGGACACUUCUGAUUGGCUGCCCAGCACACGCCUACCUGACAUCGAGGAAGUUCCCACUUAUGAAACACCUGAAGUUGGCGUGGCCUUAGAGUCAGACUAUUACCUGGGCGGAUUUGACAUUGACAGUGACUACCCGCCUCCUCAGGAGGAGGAGUUCAUGUCCCAGGACCAGCUGCCCCCUCCCCUUCCCACUGAGGAAUUCGAUACCUCGCCUGCCAAUCAACCCGUCUCCAGGGAGAGCACUUUGAGUGGCGACCGGAAGCCCCGCCCACAUUUUCACCCCAGCCAAUACUUGCCCCCACAUCAGCUGCCGCUCGGCUCCACAGGGGAGGAGUUUAGCACUUUCACUGGCAGGGAGGAGCGUUUGUCCGUCAACGCUUCCUCCGCCUCCUCCGUUUCUUCCGCCCCCUGCGGGUUCGAAGACUCUGAGACUGGAGGAAGUCUGGACAGUUUUGAAGACAUGCAUCCGCAUACGCAGCAGACUGAGGUCUGAUUUGUCAACAGGACGUGUUUUCUGACGUAAAAGACACAAACUCUUGCAUCUGUCUGAGCUUGUAUGAAUAAAGCAGGACGGAUGCGCGGACUGUCAGCGCUGCCCGAUGCAUGAGCAGCCCAAAUAUAAAAGCACAGGAAGUGGCCGGAAGUGAUGUCAUGAACGGGGGACCAUACGAUUAAAGCAACAAGAAGCGGAGACCAAUGAUCUGUAGACGUGUUUUCCGAAUAUGCCUGGUGCAUUUCAUCGUUCCUUCCAGAUCCGGAUGUGUUUGGUGCUGCCCUUUUUGUGUGUUCGAAAUCGGGAUGCGCUCUAAAACCUAGUGAGCUGCCUAUUUAGACGGUAUCAUGCUGCCUUCUAAGAUACCUCGUUUUGUUUAGUUUUUGAUUAUUUUAUUUCUAAUUUAACAAUGUAAAGUCCACUUUUAUUUUUAAUUUUCACAUUUUAUUUAUUUUAAAUAAUUUUUUUUAAAUUUCCGAUUUGGACAUUUUAGCAGUUAACUUGUUUCGCCGAAAUCUGUACCAAAAAAAGGGUAUAAUUAAAAAAAAAGUAUCCCUUAUAGCGGAUAUGUUGAGCAUGCUGACUAUAAAUAUUUAGGUCAGGUUUUUAAAAAUGGGUGAAUAUUAUUUUAAUUACUGUAAAACAUGGGUCUUAAACACGAUUCCUGGAGGGCCGCAGCUCUGCACAGUUUUGCUCCAACCCUAAUUAAACACAUCUGAUCAAGUUAAUCAAGGUGUUCAAGACUCUUUUAAACAAAUCCAUUAUUUGCAGGGUUGGAGCAACACUGUGGAGAGCUGCGGCCCUCCAGGAAUCUUGUUUGAGACCCAUGCUAUAGAGGGCGCCUUUGAGCGUCACCUAAAACCGUCAUUAUGGCGAGCAGGUAAACUUAUCUCGCUAACUAAUCUGCUUUUUCAGACUCAUUGUGUUUAUAAUUGUUUUAUUUGCACCUUCAACAAACUUACAAACAUUAAACUAGAAGUUUGCAAGCUAAAACGUAUGUUUAGCUUUCUACUUCUCAUUGUAGUUAGUCUUCAAAAUUCAUACAUGAGUUUAUUUAUGAAAACUAUUACCAUCACUAAUCAUGCAAGCAUCUUAAAUGUUAGGUAAUAUCUCAUUUUCAGCAAUAGCCUAAACUAAACAAGCCUAUAUUAUUUCAUUUUAAUUAGGGGAACAAGGAUGAUGCCAAGCUUCUCUAUGUCCUACAAAAACACAUCAUCUCUUUAGCGCUCUGUUUGAUGCAUGCAUCAUUUUAUUUUUGGUCUUCAUCAAACUCUAACUGGGAUCAAGUGUGACUCAAGUCUGCUCAAGCUAGCUUAAAAACCCUGUUUCAUUCUCUAUUUAGAUGUUUGUAAUACAUGAGAAUAUAUCAGAGCCCUAUUAUCAAAUUCCCUUGAAGGCAAGUCAUUCACUCGGUGGCCAUCUUUGAAUCUCUUUGAAUGGGGAAAGGUCAGUUUAUCUAGAACUGUUUGCCAAGCUUACGAUUAAAUAUCACAUUUGGAGUCACCAAUGAAAUUGAACAACAACAACUGUCUCUUAAAUUGCAUUUCUAAACAUUUGAAUCAUUCUAAAAAUAUUUAGACAAAAUACUUGAAGGGAAUGAAUUCACGACAUCAACCUUGUGACUAUUUCUGAAGGACACAACCAGACGCCAUCCUGUCAAACUAUGUAACUACCAUAAGAAUCGAUAACUUAAAUGUUACACAUUAUCAUCCUCUGAAUAAUUCCACGUCCGUUAAUUUUUCAACUUAAUCCUGAAGCCAAAUGUCCUCCCGAAAAGGUCAGCGACCUCUGUGUUUACAAGUGUACACAGAAAUUUAUUUCAAAAUAAUGAAAUAAUGAAUGACUUAAUAAUGAAAUAUUGAAAGACUGUACCUCCCAUUCAUUUCACAUGGAUUACAAAACCAGAGAACAUUAAAGUUCAAGUAUGUUUGGUUAAUUUAAAAGACAUUUUAAAUAGACAUUUUAAGCUGCAUGUUAAUGUAUUUCUCAUAUCUGUGAGGACAGUAUUCGUUAAGAUUCCUGCACAUUUGCAGGCCCCAGAUGAUUCAUAACAAUGAAGCUGCAAAAACCGUCUUAAAAACACACCCUGAGUCAGUGAUGAUGCAGAUUAAUCUAAUAAUCAACGUACAGUGAUUAAAUUUAUAACCCUUUUGGCGCGUAGAUUGAUUCUACUAAACUGGAAACGAAAAGAUCCUCCUUGUUGCUCCACACAAAUAAAGGAUGUCAUGUCCUGUCUGCAUCUUGAGAAGCUAAGGCUUUCCCUAAAAAAUAAAACAAAGAAUUUCCAUGUAAUAUGGAAUCCAUUUAUUGAAUACUUUAACAAGAGAGCAAUGAUUGAACCCUAGUAAAUGCACUUCAAAUACCCCCCCUUAUUUAGUUCUUUUAUUCAUUUAUUUUUUUUCCUUUCUCUUCUUUUUUCUGUUUUCUUUGCCCCUUCACCCCCCCCCCCCAUUUCUCUGUUUUUUUUUUUUUUUGUUCUGUUAAAUAAUAGUAACGUGAUGUUACAAUUUUGUGUUUAAGAAGAAAAAAGUACACAUAUGUAAAAGUUAUCAUUUGUACUGAUGUAAAAAUACAAUAAAGAGAAUGU
This is a messenger RNA of Danio rerio (zebrafish), 16735 nucleotides long. NCBI's taxonomy places the organism in Eukaryota, Metazoa, Chordata, Actinopteri, Cypriniformes, Danionidae. The record is from RefSeq and is a predicted model, not a curated record.